UAUUGUUCCAAAUAGAGCACAGAACAUACAUAAAGCAAAUAAGUAUCAGAAGAAGAAGCACUAAAGAAAGAAGAGCUCAGGAACAAUGGCCCACCUGACACUAAUUGCCAGAGCCAGUGAUGGACUACCUCUGUCUGCAUCCAUUGUCAAUGAAGAGUCUGGCCGGGAUUAUGCUGAAUACCAACCCAAGGCCAAGCAGAUAUUCCGCAAGCUGUCGUCAGUCAGCCCCCCUCGAUGCUCAAUCGAGUGUGACCCGGGUCGUAUGGUGUUCCACUACAUCCUUGAGGAGGGGAUAUGCUACCUCGCCCUGUGUGACCCCACCUAUCCUGCCAAGCUGGCCUUUAACUACCUCGAGAAUCUACACAAAGACUUCAGUGAGCAACAUGGCAACGAUGUACACAAGGCCAGUCGACCGUACCACUUCAUUGAGUUUGGUGCUGAGAUUAACAGAAUCAAGAGGAACUAUCAAGAGUCUCAGACACGAAGGAGCUCACAGCUGCGUAACCUAGGAGAUGAGCUGCAAGGAGUCCAGAAAAUCAUGUUUGAAAACAUUGACUCGGCCUUACAGAGAGGAGAGCUUAUCUCAGAUCUCAGUGACAAAGCAGGGAAGCUGGUCGACCACUCUCGUGCCUACAAGAAGGAAGCUCGCUAUCUUAACUUGAGACAGUCACUAGCCGCCAAAAUAGCCAUAGGUGUUGUUAUAUUCCUUAUUUUGAUUUUUCUUAGGUACCUUCUCUUCUAAUUAGCUGACAUGCUACGAUUAUAGGACUCGAAAUCAUUCACACGCUUUGUCUCAAAAUAAUUAUAGCUAUAAUUAUUGUACCAUUAUCAGGAGUAAUGUCUAUAUUAAAUUAUAUACAUGCAGUGUUAUUUUAUUGUGAUUAUAAAGAUAAUUCAACGAACAUAAUUAUUAAAGAGUCAUUGUUUCAUAUAAAUUA
This is a messenger RNA of Halichondria panicea, 938 nucleotides long. Its product is annotated as vesicle-trafficking protein SEC22b-like. Gene Ontology annotation, molecular function: SNAP receptor activity. The transcript has 5 exons. The coding region runs from base 86 to 742 and encodes 218 amino acids. Gene Ontology annotation, cellular component: Golgi membrane; SNARE complex; ER to Golgi transport vesicle membrane. Gene Ontology annotation, biological process: retrograde vesicle-mediated transport, Golgi to endoplasmic reticulum; vesicle fusion with Golgi apparatus; endoplasmic reticulum to Golgi vesicle-mediated transport. Lineage: Eukaryota; Metazoa; Porifera; Demospongiae; Suberitida; Halichondriidae. The record is from RefSeq and is a predicted model, not a curated record.